UCCUUUGUAAUGUGGAUCUAAAAUCAGGAAUUUGAUAUCUCCAGUUGUCUCACUCCAAUUCACUCCAAGAAUCGUAUGUGCCAGCACACCUCCCCCUGAGCAAAGAAAAAGCUCUGGUCCUCCCACUCAGUUUCUGUUGCCUGCAGCAAUAACACGCCUGUAUACCCAUGUGACCUCUGCAGCCUAUUACUGGCCUCAGCAGCCACUUAAACAGGGACUGGCAGAGCUGACCGGAGUGACGCUGGAACAGCAGGGGAAUAAACCACGCUGCUCUGGUUCUCCCGGCUGCGCCAGUGACACCAUGUUGACAACACAAAACCAUUGCAGCCAAUCACGGACCUCAUCGGGUGCACCACUGAAGCCAGUCACAUGUCAACACGACGUCACCCCUGCACCAGAACUGGAGUGGCAGUGCCAGAUCUGUGAGGUUACAAGGCGUGUUAUCUCUGCACUUCCAACAAUGCCUACAGAAGGAAAAUCAGAUAUGGAUAGGAUCGGUCUGUUCCGUGAAAUGGGCUACAUUAGUAUAGGAGACAAUUAUGUCACUCCCGGUUCUAAACCAUUUAAUGAAUCUGCAAGUAAGAAUAGACAGAUGCUUCCUGGUGGUGCCAAAUCCAUGGAAAACACAUUAGGAGGCUACUUUGAUACACAGUUCAAAAGAACUUUUGAAGGAGAAGCCUACUCAGAUCCAUUAAAACAUAGGAGACAGUAUCGUAUGCAGCAGGCCAAGAAGAACUUAGGAAAAGCAUUCCUCCCAUCUAAUGGGGAAAAAAAGCCAUCUGGAGCUGGCAGCUUUUAUGGGACACUGAGUGGUCCAGUUCCAGCCCUCAGUGCAGAAGUGAAACCAAGAAAAGCUUAUACUGCACCAGGCAAAAAUCUCUACACAAACCCUCCUAAGCAAGGCACAGGAUUUGGAUACCCAAACCUCACCAUUGGCAAAAGCUAUACGUAUUCCUCCGACAAUUAUGACAUAUCCAAAGAGCUCAUGAGGAAAGAAAUGGACAGUCACAAAUCAAAACUUAAAAGUGGCGCUUUUAGACUAAACCUUUAUCCGAAGGAAUAUUUUGACAUAAAUCCCUACCGGUCGGACAAGUCUUUACCACCACUGAAGAGUAAGACUGAGAAAAAAGUUAAUGUGAAGCCAUUUAAACCAAGCUCACCUGCUAAGGCGCCAGGUGGCAUGAAGGCAGGAACAUUUGACCCAUAUCCAUCUCACUCCAAUGAUUCUUAUGGAAAAAGACCUACAAAGAGUGCAAGUGUUGUCAGAGGAGGGAAGACUUUCCAGCCUCCAGCGGGGCCCAAAUCAUAUCCAAUAAAAAGCAUAUUGGAAUCACAUGUUAUAAAGUUAGUGACCCCAGUAAACUACAAGACAGUAACUCUGAUGUCAUACUGAAGGCUGGUCCAGUAUCACUAUGUUUAAUGCCAAUGUACACGUGACAAUGUAAAGACAACCGUUCCAUAAAGCACAUGUUCAGUUUAUAUUUUUUUCUAAAUAAAAUACAGUGUAA
Molecule: messenger RNA, 1508 nt
Organism: Bufo gargarizans (Asiatic toad)
Lineage: Eukaryota; Metazoa; Chordata; Amphibia; Anura; Bufonidae
Gene: CFAP96
Product: chromosome 1 C4orf47 homolog
Exons: 10
Coding region: 302-1393 (363 amino acids)
Cellular component (GO): centrosome
Source: RefSeq, a predicted model, not a curated record